Lipotes vexillifer (Yangtze River dolphin) is the source of this 2541-nucleotide messenger RNA. RefSeq names its product phosphatase and actin regulator 2 (gene PHACTR2). Gene Ontology annotation, biological process: actin cytoskeleton organization. Gene Ontology annotation, molecular function: actin binding. Bases 192 to 2120 code for a protein of 642 amino acids. The record is from RefSeq and is a predicted model, not a curated record. NCBI's taxonomy places the organism in Eukaryota, Metazoa, Chordata, Mammalia, Artiodactyla, Lipotidae. The transcript is spliced from 13 exons.
AUCCGCUGCGCAGGAUCCGCCGCGCCGGCUGCGGCCGGCCGGGCUGGGAGACCCGCGAAGGUGAGGGGACCCGGCGGGCAGCUCCGCACGGACCGGGAAAUGAACGCUUGGGAAUCUGUCUGCGAGCGGACCCAUGAUCCAAGGACCAAAAGAGCCGCGUGAUCGCCCGACCUGGCCCUGCGACCCGAGACAUGGGCCAGACCUCUGUCUCCACGCUGUCCCCGCAGCCCAGCAGCGUUGACGGACUGGACAAAGCUUCUAUAGCAAACUCAGAUGGCCCAACAGCAGGCUCCCAAACACCUCCCUUCAAGAGAAAGGGGAAACUCUCCACCAUUGGUAAAAUCUUUAAGCCUUGGAAAUGGAGGAAAAAGAAGACCAGUGACAAAUUUAGAGAAACAUCAGCAGUAUUAGAAAGGAAGAUUUCUACAAGACAAAGUAGAGAGGAGCUGAUAAGAAGGGGAGUUCUUAAGGAAUUGCCUGAUCAAGAUGGAGAUGUAACAGUUAACUUUGAAAAUUCAAACGGGCACAUGAUACCCAUCGGAGAGGAAUCUACCCGAGAGGAAAAUGUAGUAAAAUCUGAAGAAGGUAAUGGCUCUGUAGCUGAAAAAGCACCACCUCUGGAGGAAAAGGCAGAAGAUAAGAAAGAGAACCCUGAAAACCACUCUGAAACACCGGCAGCUCCUACUCUACCUCUUCCAGCUCUUCCUAAACCUACAUCCAAACCUAAGCCCAAAAAAACACCUGUGCCUCCAAAAGGGGCCGCUGCCGGCCCCAAGGGUGACGAAGUGCCUCCUAUUAAAACAAUUACCAAGGCUCCUGGUAAGCAGGCCCCUGUCCCUCCACCCAAGCCAACAAGCCGAAAUGCAACCCGAGAGGCUGCUGGUUCCUCUCAUUCAAGAAGAACAACUGGCUCCAAAGCAACAGCUUCACCGUCUACUUCCUCCACCUCAUCUCGUCCUAAAGCUUCAAAGGAGACAGUUUCUAGCAAAACAGGGAUGGUAGGAAUCACAAAGGGCAAGAAAAAAACUGGCAAGCAGCCAACGUCUCAGCCAUCCUCAGAUGCAACCACUUCUGGCAUAUCUGACCUUAAAGGAGAGCCUUCGGAGACCAGCGUGGUGAGUCUCAAACCCGAGCAGACUGCCCCUGGCACCGAGGAGCAGACCACAGGCAGACCCAAGUCCGCAGUCCCUCUGCCCGCUGUGGCUCCAGCACCUAUUCCCCCCACCCCUUCUCCCCCUCUGGAGGAGCAGAGCAUUGUUGCCUCAGACACUCCUGUCGUCCUGGUCAGCAACGGAGCCGACCUGCCGGUCCCUGCCUUAGACCCAAGUCAGCUUCUCUGGACUGAAGAGGCGACAAACAGCACCACUGUCCACUCAGGCACUGGCUUAAGCAUUAGCAGAGAAAAUGCAAAAUGUUUCACAACCAAAGACGAGCUGGGGAAGGCAGCGCCUCAGCUCCUGACUCCUGGGCUAAUGGGAGAGUCUUCAGAAUCCUUCAGUGCCUCAGAGGACGAAGGCCAAAGGGAAUACCAGGCCAAUGACUCUGACUCUGAUGGGCCUGUCUUGUACACCGAUGACGAGGACGAGGACGAAGACGAGGACGGCAGUGGAGAAAGUGCUUUGGCAAGUAAAAUACGGCGAAGGGAUACUCUUGCUAUCAAACUUGGCAACAGACCGUCUAAGAAGGAAUUAGAGGACAAAAACAUCUUGCAGCGUACCUCUGAAGAAGAGAGGCAGGAAAUCCGACAGCAAAUUGGAACUGAGCUUGUCAGGAGACUUAGCCAGAGGCCCACAACUGAAGAAUUAGAGCAAAGAAAUAUCCUGAAGCAAAAGAAUGAAGAGGAAGAGCAAGAAGCAAAAAUGGAGCUGAAACGCAGACUCAGCAGAAAGCUCAGCCUGAGACCCACAGUGGCAGAGCUGCAAGCUCGAAGGAUCCUGCGGUUUAAUGAGUACGUAGAAGUCACCGAUUCACCUGACUAUGAUCGCCGGGCAGACAAGCCCUGGGCCAGGUUAACACCUGCAGACAAGGCGGCAAUAAGGAAAGAACUAAAUGAAUUUAAAAGUACAGAAAUGGAAGUUCAUGAAGAGAGUCGACAGUUUACCAGGUUUCAUCGUCCAUAAUGAAGUGCGGGACUCUUUGGAAACAGACUGAUCAUCUUUGGGGGAAUCCUCGCUUCCUGAAAACCUGAUAUUGCACUGGGAUUUGAAUGUGUGUGUUUCCGCUUAACUUGUGGUGAAGGAAGCGUGUGGAACGUGCUCCCCACCUAUACAGCCCGGAUAGGCCAACAAGCAAAGGGAAGGGUGCAGCGACUCUGCUGUCCAGCAUGUGGAUUGAUGGUAAGAGAUACCAUGGUUACACCACUUCUUCAUCAGGAGUUCUAAUCAAAGAAGAUGAGCAGAAGACAAUCGCUGGUUCCCUGUUGCCAGAAAGCCACAUUUCAGAGUGCAAGUUAAAGAAGAAUGGGGAAUGGAAUUUCUGAGCACUGGAGAGGGGUGGGGGGUUGAAAAUCAGAAAGCAAGGGAAAUACUUCAUUAUGUUAAU